AUGGUUAAAUUAAUAACCGAUGAACAAAAGCGAGAAAUAGAUCAAAUAUUAUACCAAGCUAUUCCUCCUGAAAAGAUGGACACUUUACUAGAUUAUCUGGUUCAAAUGGCAGAUGAAUUUAUGAAAAUACAUGAUAUGAAAGUAGAAAACGGGGAAUUAAAACAAAAAUUAACUGACUAUAGUGAACAAAUAGAAAGAUUGAACCAAUUAGUAAGUCAAGGGCAACAAAAUACAAAUUCAGAUAAUGAACAAGUUGUUCAAUUCCAAAGUUAUAUUACACAACUUGAAAAUCAAAUUGCUGAGCUUCAAAAUCAAAUUGUUGAAAAAGAUGCAACCAUUGAUCAUAAUAAUAAUAACAGUUUAUCACAUAUCGAAAAUUUAUCGUCGGAAAAUGAAAGUCUAAAGCAACAACUUGCUGCAACAGAUAUAGAAAUUAAUCAAAAAGAACGAAUUAUUGAUCAAAAAGACCAAACUAUUGCUGCAAAAGAUAAAGAAAUUAAUGAUAUUAAAAUUCAAGAUGGUUCUAUUGACAGAGCUCAAAAUAUUGUAAAUGGUAUUAGUGAUAAACUAGAUCAAACAAUGUCAAUUUUAAUCACAGAUGACGCGGUUACUGAUGAUGAAAAAGAAGUAUUAAAAAUGAAAGCAACAAGUUUAGAAAAUAUUAAUGAAUCAAAUGAUGUUGAAAUAUAUAUCCAGAAUUAUAAUGCAAAGUUAGAUUGGUUAGCCAACUUAGCUCAAGAAGCUUUUCAAGCAAGACGUGCACCAAAUCAAGAUAUCACAAAUUAUGCAACUGUUGAGGAUGAUUUCGAUAAACACAUUCAAAAACUUUCAAUUUUUAACGCAAGUUUACAGCUAAGCUUGGCUUCUCACCAUAUUGUUGAUAUAAAACUUUAUUAUUAUUUUGUACCAGCUCAACAAUGUGAGUUUAUUCAAUUCAAUGAUGUUCUUCCUGAUUUCAUUCAUAUGCAAGUAUUUUAUCUGAAAGGUGGUUUAUAUAAUUUUAUUUUCCACAAUGAGGUACGUGGAAAAAAUGAAAUUAUUGAAUUCAACUGUCUCAUUCAAGAACCAGCUCUUCAAAAGUUUUGUGAUUUCGUCACUAUUUUAUUCGUGGUCGAACCUAAUUUAUUAUCAAAAUUAUCAAUAACCGAAAACUAUCAAAAGCAAAAUAUUGCACAGAAGGGAAUUUUAGCUGAGAUUGAAGUACCUGAAAAAAUUAGAAUCAUGGAUGAUGUUGACAAUUGUGCCUUUUAUAAGCUUAUUGAUGAUGAAUUCAAGCGAUGUGAUUUUAUGGGUCGUUUACUUACUGAUGAUGGAAAAUUUUAUUUAGAUGAAGACGGUAGACCAACAAAUUACAUCGAAUGGCGUGAAGAAAAUCAUGAAUCUAUUAAUCCGAAAACACUUCCCUUGCCAGAACCAGGAUUACCAACACGUGAAGCUGGAAUGGAAUUUCGACAAAACAUGAUUGAUGCAUUUAAUGCCGAAGUUGAUCAGAAUCUACAUACUGAUGAAGACAUUCAAACAUGGAAUGAAAAAAUAGAGACUUCAACAAGGAAUGAAGCAUUUGAAAGUUGGGCAGGAAGACGAUACGAACCAGAAACAAAUAGUAUAAUUUUACCAUCAUAG
Messenger RNA from Trichomonas vaginalis G3, 1623 nucleotides. RefSeq lists its product as uncharacterized. Lineage: Eukaryota; Parabasalia; Trichomonadida; Trichomonadidae. The transcript has a single exon. The record is from RefSeq and is a predicted model, not a curated record. Bases 1 to 1623 code for a protein of 540 amino acids.